Emiliania huxleyi CCMP1516 is the source of this 546-nucleotide messenger RNA. RefSeq lists its product as hypothetical. Gene Ontology annotation, molecular function: nucleotide binding; nucleic acid binding. Lineage: Eukaryota; Haptophyta; Isochrysidales; Noelaerhabdaceae. The coding region runs from base 1 to 546 and encodes 181 amino acids. The transcript has a single exon. The record is from RefSeq and is a predicted model, not a curated record.
AUGCGAUCCGUCGGCGGCGGCACCGGGGCGCCGGGCACUGGGGCUCGGCCUCCGAAGCAGACCGCCCCGUCGGUCUCUUUCCAGCCUCCGCCCGUGCAGGCCGGCGCGCUUCAUGCGGCGCUUGUUGCCUUUCGCACCGAAACGGCCAAGACCAAAGGUAUCCUUGCUUACCACGUUUUCACCAACAAAGAGCUGGAUGCUAUCGUCGCCCGCCGGCCUUGCAAAAUCGAGCGGCUUCAACUCAUCGACGGCUUCGGCCGUGGCAAAGUCCGGGACUACGGAACCGACAUUGUGCGCAUCUGCGUGGCGCACUCCGAGCCGGCAAUCGAGACAGAAGCACCGCCGCCAGGCGGAGGCCCUACCAAGACGCCGGGCAACGCGAAGAAGCGGAAGUUUGAGACGCCCGGCACCCGCGCAGCCAGUGCACUUGGACCGGGCGGUCCAGGUUCCUCUUCGGCUCGAUUGGCGGCGACGACGCCGGUCGAGGCCGCAAAGCGGUGCGACAUCUUUAAGCGACUCGGCGAUCUGGGGUUGGGAAACGGCUAA